Molecule: messenger RNA, 2271 nt
Organism: Benincasa hispida (wax gourd)
Lineage: Eukaryota; Viridiplantae; Streptophyta; Magnoliopsida; Cucurbitales; Cucurbitaceae
Gene: BBX27
Product: B-box zinc finger family protein
Molecular function (GO): zinc ion binding
Source: RefSeq, a predicted model, not a curated record
UAGGAUCUUCAUAGUUCACAUGCACUUUGGAUAACUUGGUCGAUCAUCAAUGGUGAUGAUGGGUCCCCAUUCUCAGCCACGUGCCCACCUCCAUCCUCCAAAAGCUUCACGGCUCCCUUGCUCACGUCACUCCCCAAAAAGUCUCAUGACUGUGAUUGUGGACCAAUCUUUUGAUGAUGAUGAUGAUGAUGAUGAUAAAGGAAAGAACCAGGCUUCAGUUCAGAUUCAGAAACUCCCCUUCUGUUCUUUUCCUAAGUCAGAGCCCCCAGCUGCAUUUUCCCGUACAGAGUUUGUUGCAUACCGGUGCUUAUAUUUUGAUUUGAAGUCUUGCUUGUGGAAGGAUUGCUUGCGGUUUAAGAGUUCAUAAGCAACAAAUUGGCUUGAAUUGGUUGUAAAUUGCGAUGUAAAUUGAGUUCUGGAUCUUGGAAAGUAAUGGCAGAAUACUUUUCAAUGGAAUUGAGCAGCUUCUUCCUCGUUUAGGCGGAUCGGCUCGGAAGAAGACCGGUGGAGUUGCCAUUUAGACUUUUUUCAAACAUGAAUAUGUGGACUUUGAAUUGACAGAGAUCUUGAAUAUGAGCCAAUGGAGAGAACUUGUGAAUUUUGUGCUGCAUUGAGGCCAAUUAUUUACUGUACGCCUGAUGCAGCUCACCUUUGCCUUUCCUGCGAUGCGAAAGUUCAUUCAGCCAAUGCACUUUCAAGUCGACAUCUUCGGACUCUCUUGUGCGAAUCUUGCCGAAGUUUCCCUACUUAUCUCCAGUGUUUAGAUCAUCAGAUGUUUCUGUGUCGUGGCUGCGACCGAACCCUUCAUGUUUCCUCUUCCCAACACCAGAAAAGGACUAUUAGAGGGUACAUGGGAUGUCCUUCAGCCAACGAUUUUGCAGCACUUUGGGGGUUUCAUGUAAAUGAAGUUGACAAAGAUAAGUUUGUGUCUACUUGUGGCUCCGAAACUUCCAGUGUUGUUAAGGCUUUCGAUGCACCAGGACGAAGUCAUUCACAUAUAACUGCCGCUAGAAUGAGCUAUCCCCCUCAUGUCUCUAUUACUGAAGCUGAAAACAAGGUGCUCUACAAAGCUCAAGAAAAGGGCAGUUCAUUCAUUUUACAACAAAUUUUAGAGUUGAAUCGACUCCAGCUUGUAAAGAAGAAUGGCCAUUCGCCUUUGAUUCUUGGUGAGGGAAAAGACAGCGCGACUUCUUUAAGGCCUUGCACCUUGGAAAAGUUUGAGCAAUCUCUUAAUCAACAUGUGCACCAUUCUGAAGAUUUCGGUACUGAUCUUCAGCAAAGGGACAGCUUACUUCAGGAGCUGAAAAUGACUUCGUUUACUCAGCUCGAAAAUUUUCCAUUGUCAUCCCCUAUUUUGCUUCCUUUCCAUGGAGAAUCACUUUGGCAUUGUAAAAGUCCAGCUGAAAGUAGUCAGCUAUGGUCUCAAAAUAUGCAAGACCUUGGAGUUUGCGACGAGCUUGUUUGUCGGGAUGAUUUCAACAUACCUGAAGUUGAUUUAACAUUCCAGAACUUCGACGAAAUAUUUAACAGUGAUCAAGAUCCUACCGGUGGGUUGUUUGAUAAUAAAGAUGAGUCGUACUCCUCAAUCGAGAAGGAUAUGUCACUCAGUAAAUCAGAUAAUCACAAUGGGAAAGGGAUGGAGGCAAGCUCGGCGACGUGGUCAUCUUGCAUCUUCUCGUAUGCUCUCAUGGAUAAAGAUAGUGAACCAUCUGGUGAAGUUUGUAAUCUUCCCAUGAGUACAAGCAUGGAAUCUGCUCGUCCAAUCCGACCUUCCCUUUCAACUUUGUCAUUUGCUGAUUCAAGGAUGAGUGUUGAUAGUGCAGGAACAGAUUGCCCUGAUUAUUGGGCAAGAGGCGAACCUUCAUGUAGCUCGCCUUACCAUCGUGAGCAUAAGCACUCCAUUCCCCUCGACCACGGCGACACUGCGACAAGAAUGUACAAAGAAAAAAAGCAGUCUCAACAGCAAGAUAAACAAAUCCGACUCAAGGCCAGAUCUCUCGUCAAGAAACGGGUAAGAGGAAGAUAUGAAAAGGCUGAGCGAUACGACUCGAGUACCAUCGCUAUCAGUCGAAGUUAUUGAACUUCAACUUUGUGUAUCAUUUAAUCAUUUUCAACAUGAUAUGGUAUCUCUUCACUUUAAUUCUUUUCAAUCAGUUCUUUCAGUGCACAGCCUUUGGAGUUAGCAGCAUAUAAUGCUGCACUUUACUAAAGCUUAGUGCAAACCUUGAUAAUUGAAUCUAAUUGACAAUCAUUGCCUUCUUUUUGUUGGAA